AUAUUUUGUGCCUAUGUUUCUGCAGUGAGCCAAUCUGACUGCUACGUCAGCCUCUGGUUGCCAACUGCUUCAGAUGAAAAAUUCCACACCCAAACCAUCAAAAACUGCAGAAAUCCUGUAUGGAAUGAAACUUUCUACUUCCGGAUACAGAGACAAGUCAAGAAUAUUUUGGAAAUCACUGUUUCUGAUGAUGACAUCAUUCGUGAUGAUGACCAUGCUAUUGUGCUUUUUGAUGUAGCUAAAAUCCCCCUAGUGUUUAUGGCAUUCCCACUAAAUCCAGAGAGGAAGGAAGAGCUGGAAGUUGAGUUUGUAUUGGAAAGCAUCCCGGGUCCUCCUGAAGCCAUCAUCACAAAUGGGGCAAUAGUGUCUCGUGAAGUAGCCUGCUUGGAAGUUCACUUGGACAGCAGGAUGAAAAAGAAGCAUUUUUCAGAGAAUGAGCUGACAUUUACAGUGAAAGGAUCCUUUGAAGAAACGCAGAGAGUUUCACUGGGCUGUGACUCCUGCUCUCCUCUCCCAGAUCCCACCUUCUUCCACUAUGCCAAAUACAAGCAACCCUCCCUGGAUGUUGCACUCACAAAGAAGAGGAGGCUUCCCACCUUUUGUGCCUGCAUGUCCUGUGGAGCACGAAGGAGAAGCAUCCCCCUGACUCUCCCUUUGAAGUCGCUCCCCUCUGAGCAGGAAGUAGUUGGUGAGCACAGAAAAUUUGAUCUACACUUCAAGUUGAAAAAAUGCCAGGAAGACCUAGACGUACGGCUGGGGUUUGACCUGUGUGCCCAGGAGAAGGAUUUCAUUCGCAAGAGGAAGAAGGUGGUUGCAGCUGCUCUGAAGGAUGUCCUCCAGCUGGAGGAGGACUUGCAGGAUGAUGAGGUACCUGUGGUGGCAAUCAUGACAACGGGUGGUGGAACAAGAGCUCUGACAGCCAUGUAUGCUCACCUUCUCAGUGUGCAGGAACUGAACGUCUUGGACUGUGUCUCAUACAUCACUGGUUUAUCUGGCACAACAUGGACCAUGUCAAACUUGUAUGAAGAUCCUGACUGGUCCCAAAAGGAUCUUAAGGAAACACUCAAUGAUGCCCGAAAACACGUGCUCAAAAAUAAGUUCCUUACUUGCUUUGCACCCGAUCGUCUGAAAUAUUAUUUGAAAGAGUUGUGCCAGAGGGAAAAGGAAGGACAUCAGAUAUGUUUCACAGACCUGUGGGGACUCAUCAUUGAAACCAUGUUACACGAAAAGGAGGACCCCCAUAAGCUCACAGAUCAGCAGCAGGCACUAAAUCAGGGUCAGAACCCCCUGCCCAUCUACCUCUCUCUCAAUGUGAAGGAUAAAAUCAGCGACCAGGAUUUUAGAGAAUGGGUGGAAUUCACCCCUUAUGAGGUAGGAUUCCCAAAAUAUGGCGCCUUCAUUCGUGCAGAAGAUUUUGGUAGUGAGUUCUUCAUGGGUCGCCUGAUGAAGAAAAUACCAGAAUCCAGAAUCUGCUUUUUGGAAG
Molecule: messenger RNA, 1483 nt
Organism: Merops nubicus (carmine bee-eater)
Lineage: Eukaryota; Metazoa; Chordata; Aves; Coraciiformes; Meropidae
Product: cytosolic phospholipase A2 epsilon-like
Biological process (GO): glycerophospholipid catabolic process
Cellular component (GO): cytosol
Molecular function (GO): calcium-dependent phospholipid binding; calcium ion binding
Source: RefSeq, a predicted model, not a curated record